UGACGGGAAGUCUUCACUUGGAUGGUCCGUCCCCAACGGGUUACCUGUGGUGAAACGAAGCAAUAUGGCGGCAUGCAUCCGCGGCGUCCUCGUUGAUUUGAGUGGCACGAUUCACAUAGAAAACUCAGUCAUCCCAAGAUCGAUAGAGGCUCUCAAGAAGCUUCGCCAGACAGGACUUCCUCUUCGAUUUGUCACCAACACAACUAAAGAAUCAAAACUAUCACUUCUACAAAGACUUACAAAGAUAGGAUUCGAUAUAAAGGCUGACGAAAUCUUCUCCUCACUCACCGCCGCAGUAAGGCUGGUUCGUACGAGGGAGUUACGACCGUUGUUGCUUCUCCAGCCAGAUGCCAAAACAGACUUCGCAGGGAUAUCCACAGAUAACCCGAAUGCUGUGGUAGUGGGCCUCGCCCCUGAUUGUUUCAACUAUGAGACUCUAAACAAGGCAUUUCGGCUAUUACUAGAUGGCGGAAAACUGAUUGCUAUUCACAAAGUCCAGUACUACAAGAGGUCGGAUGGACUUGUUCUAGGCCCGGGACCUUUUGUAUCUGCCCUGGAAUAUGCUACCGAUGUCCAAGCAGAGGUGGUUGGCAAACCACAGGCUUUGUUCUUCAAACAAGUUUUAACAGAAAUCAAAUGUGACCCAGAGUGUGCUGUCAUGAUUGGUGACGAUGUUCGAAAUGAUGUGGAAGGGGCUCAAGCUGCUGGAAUAAAAGGCAUUUUGGUCAAAACUGGGAAAUACCGUCAUGGAGAUGAGAGCAAGUUAUCUCAACCCGCCUUUGCGGUGUGCCAAGAUUUUUUAGAGGCAGUUGAACUAAUAAUUAAGCACACAAAAGUUUCUAAAAGAUAGUUUUAUUGUAGAGAAAUAACAUUGUAUGAAUAUUCAUAACUUAUUUUGUAAAAAUAUUUUAGUAAUUGUGUGUAUAGGAAAUUAUUUACAAGAGCAAAAAAGAUUAAAAAAGAAAUAUUUUACUUAAAA
Molecule: messenger RNA, 979 nt
Organism: Nematostella vectensis (starlet sea anemone)
Lineage: Eukaryota; Metazoa; Cnidaria; Anthozoa; Actiniaria; Edwardsiidae
Product: haloacid dehalogenase-like hydrolase domain-containing protein 2
Exons: 4
Coding region: 65-850 (261 amino acids)
Biological process (GO): dephosphorylation
Molecular function (GO): phosphatase activity
Source: RefSeq, a predicted model, not a curated record